CUCGACAUAAUUGUCAUCAAAUCAGUUUGGGUUACGGUCUUUAACGUAUACUACGGUACUAUGGCCAAAAUGAUUUCCAUUUAUACGCUCUUCGUUUUAAGCAUACUGCAUGCUCAUGCUGCUCCUCAAGGUGCACCAAUUUCUCAGAAUUAUUAUAAUCCACCACCGGACGUACCUCCAACUUCAUACCCUGCUGCAGCAGCACCAGCUGACACACCAUUUGCAUACCAAGGGUAUCCACCCAACUUCUACCCCGGGAAUACACCUAAAACUCCCCCGUUCUACCCUGGCUUCAAAAAUUCCAACUACCCCGUUCAUCCGAUUCCUAACAAUCCCGUCCCAAUAGUCCCCUUAACUCAACCAGCACAAACUGUUCCAGUUCAAUUACCUAUAACACAAAGUGUUCCAAUAGCAAGCCCACUGCCCUUACCUCAACCCAUUGUACCAAAUGUUCUAAUACCAACAACAACCGACACUAGUAAUUCGUCUGGAAACGCUUAUGCCAUAAGCGUUACCAGGCACAUUUUUAGGCACAGAGCACCUAAAAAUGAUGUUGUUGUAACUAUCACUUAUAGUUACAACUACGGAUCUGGAUAUGACUCUGGCUCCGCUUCAGCUAGUGGAAACACGUUAGGAACUAGCUCUGGCUCUGGUUCAGGAUCACGCUCAGGCUUACGAUCAUGCUUAGGCCCAGGAUCAUGUUCAGGCAAAGGCUCAGGCAGAGGCCCAGGAUCAUGCUCCGGCCCAGGAUCAUGUUCAGGUGCAGGAUCAGGCUCAGGCACAGGAUCAUGCAGAGGCACAGGAUCAUGCUCAGGCAUAAACUCAGGCCCAGGCCCAGGAUCAUGCUCAGAUACAGGAUCAUGCUCAGGCUCAGGAUCAGGCUCAGGCUCAGAAUCAUGCUCAGGCACAUCAUCAUGCUCAGGCUCAGCAUCAGGCUCAGGCUCAAGAUCAUGCUCAGGCACAUCAUCAUGCUCAGGCUCAGGAUCAGGUAAACGCCCAGGAUCAUGCUCACAGCCAGGAUUAUGCUCAGCACCAGGCUAAGGCUCAUGCUUAGGGACCAGCACAAGAGGAACUAGCUCUGGCUCUUUUAGGUAGAUAAAUUUUGUACGAUUUCUGUCUACAGAUCCGUAUAACGCUAUCAAUUUAGAUUAUACUAAACCGAUAUUUAUAAAUAAGCAACCAUUUUAAAAAUUGAUGUAUUGAACCAGAAAUAUUACGUUAUACUCGGAAAUUAAUAUUAAAAUCUCGGAAAUUAAUUUAAUGCCAGCAUCGGCUGUGGAGCGACCUCUUGUAAAACCAUACUGCUGGCUAUGCAUAAGUUUAUUAUUAUAAAAUGUAUCAAUCAAGAAUAAUUUUUGUAACGAUUUUACUCAAUGCAGGCCGCACAGAUAUGGGUCUAAAAUUUGUGGGGUCAAAAGUGCUGCCCGUUUUGAAUAACGGUGAUUUUACUUAGCUUCAUCUGGUCUGGAAAGACUCCACAAUCUAUACAUUCAUUAAAUAUUAUAGCUAACUCUGAACUGAUAGCAUUGAUUACUGGUUGUAAGAUAAAUACAGAUUCAGCCCAAAGA
Pieris napi is the source of this 1568-nucleotide messenger RNA. RefSeq names its product cell wall protein IFF6-like. NCBI's taxonomy places the organism in Eukaryota, Metazoa, Arthropoda, Insecta, Lepidoptera, Pieridae. Bases 61 to 1041 code for a protein of 326 amino acids. The record is from RefSeq and is a predicted model, not a curated record. The transcript is spliced from 3 exons.